AUGUUGAGAAGGGUGCUUCUGCAGGUUGCCACUCAACACCGGCGGUGCAUUGUUUCCCCUUAUGUGUCUCAUGAAUUUCGACGAAGCUCUUCUCAUUAUUUGUCGUCAUCCUCUCAAAUUGGGAACAGUUCUUCCGUCGAACACUUGGAGGGCUCGAAUCAGUCCCAUGAAACCAGUGCUCAACCUUCCACCACGGUCUCCAUAGACCGUUCUGGCUUGUAUAAUCCUCCCGAACAUUCUCACGAGCCUUCGCCGGACUCUGUGCUUGUUAAGCACCUCAAAGGGAUUAUUAAGUUCCGUGGUGGGCCAAUCUCAGUUGCAGAGUACAUGGAGGAAGUUUUGACAAAUCCUAAAGCUGGGUUCUAUAUUAAUCGGGAUGUGUUUGGGGCAGAAGGUGAUUUUAUAACCUCUCCUGAAGUAAGCCAGAUGUUUGGGGAGUUGGUUGGUGUUUGGGCUAUGUGCUUAUGGGAACAAAUGGGACAACCCAAAAAAGUAAACCUAAUUGAGCUAGGUCCAGGAAGAGGAACGCUCAUGGCUGAUCUUAUACGUGGUACAUCAAAGUUUAAGAGCUUCACAGAAUCACUGCACAUCCACAUGGUUGAAUGUAGUCCAACACUACAGAAGAUUCAAUAUAAUAACUUGAAGUGUAUGGCUGAUGAGAAUUCUAAUGCCAGUGUGGAGAAUGGAGUUAUUAGCUCUUUGGCUGGAACCCCUGUAUCAUGGCAUGCAACAAUUGACCAAGUUCCAAAAGGAUGUAUGACACUAUCAUCAGCUAUAAUAUCAAUACUUUAA
Messenger RNA from Thlaspi arvense, 792 nucleotides. The record is from the annotation of a GenBank genome assembly. NCBI's taxonomy places the organism in Eukaryota, Viridiplantae, Streptophyta, Magnoliopsida, Brassicales, Brassicaceae.